ACCGCCCAAUUCCGCCCACCUCGCGUCAUUGGCUCCUCUCAUGCGUGGCUCCUCCCCCUCUUAUCUUCCCGGGGCGGCGGCAUCAUGUCUCCCCAAGCCGAGCUUCACAUUUCACUCGUCCGUCGGCCUGGGAGGUGCCUGGGAUAAUCAGUGGUCAGGCUGGUGGUGUUCCCUCCCUCCCUUCUUAGCUCGGAGUACCUACCCACACAUCCUCUAUACCGACUGUCGGGAAAAAAAAAAGUAAAGGAACAGACAAUUCCCAAACUGUUGUUGUGAGUGCGCGAAAAAAAACAGUGACUAAAGUGAACGUCGGUAUGGCAGCGCGCGGGGUCCCCACAAGACAACGACUGCUGGGGAAUUGAGUGUUAGUGUGGUUGGUGGUGGUGUGGCGCGGGGAGUGCACUGGCGCGGCACCAUGGUCCAGGAGACUGAGGAUAUGGCCGGACACCACUACAGCACAGAGGUGAUGAAACCGAUGGCGCUGGAGAUGUGUGAGGGCUGCGGGCGGACCAUCCACGACCGGUUCAUCAUGAGAGUCAUCGACACAUCCUGGCACGAAGACUGCCUGGUGUGCUGCGUGUGUCGGGUGCAGCUGCAACACUCCUGCUUCGCCCGGGAUAGCAAGAUCUACUGCAAGCUCGACUAUGACAGGCUGUUCUCGGUGAAGUGCGCGGGGUGCGGGGACCGUCUGCUGCCCCACGAGCUAGUCAUGCGGGCCCAGUCUCUCGUGUUCCACCUGCACUGCUUCGCCUGCGUGGUGUGCUGCCAGGUGCUGCAGAAGGGGGAUCAGUACGUGCUUCGUGGCCACCAGCUCUUCUGCCGCGCCGACUACGAGAAGGAGAUGUUCCUGCUGCAGCAACACGGGCCGCAGAGUGAGUGGCUGUGUCCCCUUGGCGACGACUUCAUAGUGGACGACGGGUCGCGGCCUCGGGAUGGCAGGCGAGGACCCAAGCGACCCCGCACCAUACUGACGUCGGCACAGAGGAAGCAGUUCAUGGCCUCCUUCAGCGUGUCUCCGAAGCCCUGCAGGAAGGUACGGGAGCAGCUGGCCAAGGAGACAGGACUGAGCGUUCGAGUGGUGCAGGUUUGGUUCCAGAAUCAGAGAGCCAAAAUGAAGAAGCUGCAGCGGAGAGCCAAGCAGACAGAGCACAACAACAACAACGACAAGGACGACAAGGAUGACAAGGGUGACGUCGCCAAGAAGGAAGGAGGCGGAGAGGGCCAGUAUGGUGGACUCACUCCCAUUGAUUCUCUGGACUCGCCCUACGCCACUACGCCCAAGAGUUCUGCCGUGCCAUAUUCCCCCGAAGGCGAAAGCUUCCCAGCUCACAGUGGUGACUCGUUCUGCGGUUCUGACAUUAGCUUCGAGGAGGGGCGCAUGGACCAGUUUGACGACCAAGGAGAGAUGUCGUCUGGAGGAGGCGCAGCGCCACCUUCCACCCAGGCGCCGCCCGACGUGCCGACGAUGGUGGGCGUGACGGGCAGCAUUUACCCUCAGAUCAACCCGAUUGACAAGCUCUACCUCAUGCAGAACUCCUACUUUGACCACUGACGCCAGCCCCUCUCUCGCCCUCCCGACACCCUCAAGCUGGGAGGUGUUGUCGCCAGGCUGAAGGAGAGUGAGACGCGGGGGCUGACAUCCCAGCUACCAGAGGGCGCCAAUCCUGGGGUGGGGGGCUGCCUGGCCAGAGGGGUCGGGGCCAUGCCUGUGGCGGGCUCCUUGCCGAGAUUAGGCGGCCUCCCCGUGGUGGGUCGCCUCCCGACGUGGGAAUUCCCUUACUAACUUUUUGAGACGGAGAAAACACGACCGGCGGUGGGGCGGGGCCGGGCUGCUGGCGGUUGACCCACGCCCACCGCCGCCCCGGCCCACCCCUCUUCAGAAUUGAUGUGCAUGAGGGGUGGGGGAGAACAAACGACGUCGGAAAAGUGAGGGUCUGCUCAGUGCCUGCCGCCGCCUCGCCCCCCGCAGCUCGGCAACUCGAGGCCAGCAUCAACGCCCAACGCGGCAGCACCUCCACGCCCUCCGCGGGCACCACUCAGCCUGCAGAAGCGCUUCAAGGUCGCCUCGGCACGCGAUUCGUCGGCCUGUCCUGGGCUGCAGCAGCUGCGGGGUGGCGUGUCGGGGCGGGGCCUGUCCCUCGCUGGGCGGCGCCGUGUCCCUGAAGGCUUGCUGUCACGGGGCGUCUUUCUUCCUGCCGGUCCAUGAACCAUCCUGUGAUGACCAGGCGCUGAGAGGAAGCCAGCUGAUGACGUGCGCUCGCGUGUAUGUGUUGCCUGCUCGCGCGUGGACAACCCAAGUGAAGUGACUCUGUUACUGAAAGAAAAGACUAUCUGAAAUUAAGUACUCCUGAGCCGGUGAGAGUGCCCUGGCCCGCGCCCCGACGCUUGUAUGUACAAAUGUGGCGAUGGAAACAAAACAUUUUACUCUGUUCACUUUUAA
Messenger RNA from Scylla paramamosain (green mud crab), 2440 nucleotides. It is a transcript of the gene Lmx1a, whose product is annotated as LIM homeobox transcription factor 1-alpha-like. Gene Ontology annotation, biological process: neuron differentiation; regulation of transcription by RNA polymerase II. Lineage: Eukaryota; Metazoa; Arthropoda; Malacostraca; Decapoda; Portunidae. Gene Ontology annotation, molecular function: DNA-binding transcription factor activity, RNA polymerase II-specific; RNA polymerase II transcription regulatory region sequence-specific DNA binding. Gene Ontology annotation, cellular component: nucleus. The record is from RefSeq and is a predicted model, not a curated record.